Messenger RNA from Choloepus didactylus (southern two-toed sloth), 3495 nucleotides. RefSeq names its product atypical chemokine receptor 2 (gene ACKR2). Gene Ontology annotation, biological process: chemotaxis; G protein-coupled receptor signaling pathway; immune response. The record is from RefSeq and is a predicted model, not a curated record. The transcript has 3 exons. Gene Ontology annotation, cellular component: membrane. NCBI's taxonomy places the organism in Eukaryota, Metazoa, Chordata, Mammalia, Pilosa, Megalonychidae. Gene Ontology annotation, molecular function: chemokine receptor activity. Bases 388 to 1539 code for a protein of 383 amino acids.
GCCAUGUUCCGGGCAUCGCCCCAGCCUCGCGGCCCUCAACCCUCCCAAGGUUUUCUCCUCCCAGCCAAGCGCUCCCCUGCUUCUUUCCGCCCGGCGGCCAGGAACCCCCCGCUCCCAGUAACCCCUCGUGUUUCACUCACCACUACCGAAGACACGUCUUGAGCUUCCACUGACGUCUGCCCCCUGCCCAAGCAUCUCGACCCGGGGGCUUCUCCCUGUCCCGCCCACAACCGACCCCAGCCAAUCGGAAGCCAGCGGCUGGCACGCGGGGGCGGCCCGGAGCGGGUCCUGGAUUGGCUGGAGCGAAGUGCGCGGGUGGCUGGGCGGGUCUCCAAGACCAGCUUGUCCGAUCUGAAGAACUCCAGGACUGAGCAAGUCCUCCCUGACAUGGCUACCACUGCCUCCCCCCUGCUGCUUCCCACCGAGGACACCAGUUCAGAGAACAGCAGCUCCUUCUAUUACUUUGACUACCUGGAUGAAGUGGCCUUUAUGCUCUGCAGGAAGGAUGAGGUGCUGUCCUUUGGCCAAGUCUUCCUGCCCAUCUUCUACAGCCUGAUCUUUGUGUUCGGCCUGGCUGGGAACCUGCUUCUUCUUGUGGUCUUGCUCCGAUACGUGCCUCACAGGCAGAUGGCUGAGGUCUACCUGCUGAACUUGGCCAUCUCCAACCUCCUGUUUGUGGUGACGCUGCCCUUCUGGGGCAUCUCCGUGGCCUGGCAUUGGGUCUUUGGGAAUUUCUUGUGCAAGAUGGUGAGCACUCUCUAUACCAUUAAUUUCUACAGUGGCAUCUUCUUCAUUAGCUGCAUGAGCCUGGACAAGUACCUGGAGAUCGUCCAUGCUCAGCCCUACCAUAGGCUGAGGACACGGGCCAAGAGCCUGCUCCUUGCUUUCAUGGUGUGGGCCGUGGCCCUGGCCAUCUCCAUUCCUGAUAUGGUCUUUGUGCAGACACAUGAAAACCCCAAGGGUGUGUGGAACUGCUAUGCAGAUUUUGGUGGGCAUGGGACUGUCUGGAAGCUCUUUCUCCGCUUCCAGCAGAUCCUCCUGGGAUUUCUGCUUCCACUCCUUGCCAUGAUCUUCUUCUACUCCCGCAUUGGCUGUGUCCUGGUCAGGCUGAGGCCCCCAGGCCAGAGCCGGGCUCUAAGGAUGGCCGCAGCCCUGGUGGUGGCUUUCUUCGUGCUGUGGUUUCCGUACAACCUCACCUUGUUUCUGCACUCGCUCCUGGACCUGCAAGUCUUCGGGGACUGCAAGGUCAGCCAGCACCUGGACUAUGCCCUGCAGGUGACGGAGAGCAUCGCCUUCCUUCACUGCUGCUUCACCCCCAUCCUCUAUGCCUUUUCCAGCCGCCGCUUCCGCUGGUACCUGAAGGCCUUCCUGGCCACUGUGCUCAGACGGCAGCUGGCACCUGGCACUGCCCAGGCUUCCCUGCCCAGCUCUUCUGAGAGCAGCAGGCUCACUGCCCAAGAAGAAAUGACCAACAUGAAUGAGCUUGGGAAAAGGCAGGCAGAGGGCUCCCCCAACAAGGGGGAUGUGGGAAAAAAUUAAGGUAGAGUGGCCCUCCCACAGGCUAGCAAGAGCCAACAGGACUGAGCUCUGUGAACGAGCUCCUUUAGGCAUCCACCUCCAUCACUCCAGCAAAACUGCUCUUGCCAAGGUCCCCAGUGACCAUGUUGCUAAAUCUAAUGGUCCAUUUUUGGUUCUCAACCAUCAGCAGCAUUUGAUGGAAUGCUCACUGUCACCUUUUUCCUCCACCUUCUUCACUUGCUUACAGAACAACACACUCUUUUGCCUGAAUUGCUGCAAUCAUUCCCCAGGUGACCUCCAUGCUUCCAGUGUUGCUCUUCUGGUGUCUAAUCUUCAAACAGCAGCCACUGUGAACCUUUAAAACACUUAAAUCAGACCACGCCACUCCUCAGCCAUCACUGCCACCUUCCUAGGAGGAGAACCCAGGUCCUUAAGAGUGACCCCCACAAAGGCUAUUGAUCUGCCCUCUUCCGCCUUUCCUUUCUGGUCUCAGCCCCAUCAUGCUCCCUCCAGCUCCCUUUGCUCCAGGCACUCUAACCUCUAUGCUGCUUCUCAAAUCUUCCAGGCCACACCCCCAGGGUCUUUAUUCUAGCUCUUUCCUCCUACGGGAAUGCUCUUUCCCCAGGCGUCUGCUUGGCUCGCAGUCCUCAGGUCUUGACUCAAUCUCACCUUCUCAAUUAGGCACCCCCUGUCCUCCCUAUUUAGUAAACAACCUGCCUGACCUUGGUGCUCCUGAUCUCCCCUCCUCUGCUCUAUUGUUAAUUUUUUUUCAAUAGCACUUAUCUCUGUCAGUUAUGGAAUGUAUUGUGUCCCCCCAAAAGGCAAGUUCAAGCCCUAACCCCCAGUCCUCUGGAUGUGACCUAAUUUGGAAAUGGGGUCUUUGCAGAUGUUUUACGUUAAAGAUACAGCCAAACUGGAUUAGGGUGGGCUUGACGCCAAUAUAACCAUUUGUUCUUAGAAGAAGGGGAGAGGGGUACAGACAGAUGAUGGGAGGACGUCAUGUGAUGAAUGAGGCAGAGAUAGAAGCCUAAGGGCUGCUGGCAAACCACCAGACCUAGAAGAGGUCCCUACAGAUUUCAGACUUCUAGCCUCCAGAACUAUGAGACAAUAAAUUUGCUUUUUUAAGCCAUUCAGUUCGUGGUACUUUGUUACAGCAGCCCUAGGAAACAACAUUUUCUAACAUUCAAUAGGAUUCGCUUUUUAGUAAAGUUUAUCGCUUGCCCCACUACCCCUGCAAACUCCCCAGGACAGGGAUCUUGGUUUGGCUCACUGAUGGAUGCAAGCACCUGGCACAGGGCCUGGCAUGUAAUAGCAAGUUUUCAGUAAGUGGUUGUGAAAUCUAUGGGUGCAGGAGGAGCACCUUCCCUUCACCCACCAGGCUCCCCACUUCCCUGUAGCUAGUUCUGCUGGCGGAAAUCUGGUUUAAAAGACCAUCGUGGUAGUCUUAAUGGUAGCUCCAGGGUCUGGCAAUCAGGAGGGGCAGGGAGGCGAUGGAGAUGCUCUGCCCAAAGGACUGCCUGGGAUAUGGGCAGGCUGCAAGAGGUAGGCAGAGUGAACCCUGUGUUCCCCACGGGCUGGGAAGAUAUGUCCUCUAUCUCUCCUUUGCCUCCAAAGCCUUUAUGGAGCCCUGGAGCCUGCAAAAUCAAGUACAAAUCUAUGGCUGACUUCAAGGCCAGGGAUUUGGCAAAUAGAAUUUAAUGCACUUUCUGAGCCUUACACUCCUCCACUCCCCUUUUCACUUCCAGGAUGCCCUUGUUUUUCCUGCAUACUCCCACGUCUAGCUUUUGCUCAUGCCAUCUCCCUCAUGGAAUAGGGAUCGUUUUCCAGCCAAGCAUCCAGUCACCCUUGUCUUGUAACUCAUGGUAGUUUGAAGCUGUAUGUCCCCCAGAAAAGAUCCCUUUUAAUACAUUCCUGUGGGUGUAGAACUAUUGUGGGUGGGACCUUUUGAUUAGGUUGUUUCAAUUGAGAUGUGACCCA